This is a messenger RNA of Thecamonas trahens ATCC 50062, 2441 nucleotides long. RefSeq names its product Vps52/Sac2 family protein. Gene Ontology annotation, molecular function: syntaxin binding. Gene Ontology annotation, biological process: retrograde transport, endosome to Golgi; Golgi to vacuole transport; endocytic recycling. Gene Ontology annotation, cellular component: GARP complex. The record is from RefSeq and is a predicted model, not a curated record. NCBI's taxonomy places the organism in Eukaryota, Apusomonadida, Apusomonadidae. The transcript has 2 exons. The coding region runs from base 22 to 2415 and encodes 797 amino acids.
GCGUCUCUUCACGGGGAAGAGAUGGACGACGAGCUCGACAUUCAGGUAGACAAUGUCGACGGCCUGCGGUCUGCCCUGUUUGGUGGUGGCAGCGGUGGCGGAGGAGGGCAAGGACAGAGAGGGCAGGAAGGGGCACCAGGUGGAGCUGCUGCUGCUGUGCCUUCCGGAGACGACAGGGAAGAGCGCCAGCAGAAGAAGAAGAAGAGGAGGGAGGAAGGAAGAGGAACCGAUGAGGAGAGACUGCGGAAGGACUUGAUGGAUGCUGGGGAGAAGGCUGGUGCAGAGGAGACACAGUUUGUGGACAUCGAUUCGUUGGACAUAGGCUCGCUGGACAUCACUCGGCAUGAGAUCGAGUUUGGUGAGAACGAGCUGGCCCAGUUUGCCCAGCAUCCGCUGCUGGCAAAGGUGCUGGAGGACGAGGAGGCGGAUUUGGACGCGUUUGCUUCAGAGCUCGAGGCCAAGCUUCGUGAGGUGGAAGGCGCAAGUGUGGAAGACUACGUGCAGCAAGCCGAGUCGUUUGCGCAGUUGCACAACGAGAUCGAGUCUGCAGACGCCAUUCUGGCGUCCAUGGAGGGUCUCCUCUCGGGCUUCCAGGCCGGGCUGGGCGGCAUUUCCGCCGAGAUCCGCAACCUGCAGGCGCGGUCUGUGGCGCUCAACAUCAAGCUCACAAACCGCAAGGAGCUCUCUGCCCAGCUGCAGCGAGCGGUCGACGACAUGGUUGUCUCGUCACGGUUUGUCCACGGCAUCCGCGACGACCCGGUCGAUGAGCAGUACAUGGAGCUGCUGCGCGAGCUCAACGGUAAGAUUGCGUUUACCCAGUCGGACAUGGCGUCGAACACCAAGGCCAUGCAGGAGCUUGUCCCUGCUCUCAACGAGCUGCGGCUGAUGGCGAUUGCCAAGGUCCGUGAGUUUCUUCUUGGCGUCGUGUACUCGUUCCGGCGACCAAAGACCAACGUGCAGAUUGUGCAGACCGGCAAGCUGCUCAAGUACAAGGAGCUGUACGCUUUUGUGGUCGAGAACGGCCGCGACGUAGCCGACGAGGUCCGCCGCGCCUACGAGGCGACCAUCGGCAAGAUCUACUACACCUACUUUAAGUGGUACGUCGGCGCCAUGCUCAAGCUGCAGACUCCGAUCGCCCACAAGACAGACUUGCUUGGCGUCAAGGAGUCGUCGAAGCGCUCGUUCUUUAGCAAGGCAGCAAAGUCGCGCAAGCUCGUCUUCUCGCUCGGCAACCGUGGCACCGUCCUCGAUGACAUCAACCAGCCGGCGGCCAUGCCGAAUGAGCUCUCGGCCGGAAAGGCCAAGUACCCGUUCGAGGUCUUAUUUCGGUCGAUCUCGGCCCUGGUGGCCGACACCGCCACCACCGAGUACCUCUUCGACAUUGCCUUUUUCGGCAAGGAGGAGGUCUUCCACAAUGUGUUCACCAAGGCCACCGAGGUCAUUGUCUCGAUGCUCGGCGACUACCUCUCGUCGUCGUGGGACUGCAUCGGCAUCCUACUCUGCGCCCGCAUCUCGCACAUGCAGCAGGAGAUCAUGGCCCGCCGCUCGGUCCCGGCCCUGGAGAACUUUCUCAACUGCGUCCGCCUUAUGCUCUGGCCGCGCUUCGCCAUGGUCCUCAACAAGCACCUCGAGUCGCUGGCCGAGCUGGACCCGCGGACGCUGGCCGCCCUCGACGAGCACGCCCUGUACAUCACCCGCCGCUUUGCCGAGUUUGUCGCCGCCAUCAUCGAGGUCAACCACGGGUACAAGGACCUCUCGCUCCAACUGCAGCGGAUGACCCGCAGCAUGGAGGGCUUCCUCCUCCGCGCCUCGCAGGCCCUGCCGGACCCGUCGCUCGCCGUCGUCUUCCUCAUCAACAACUACGAUCUCAUCCUCACCAUCCUCGACGAGCGCUUGCCCAACGCGCCGUACGCCCGCUCGUGGCGCGAGCUCAUCCAGCAGCACAUCGAGGUCUACGCCGAGGACCGGCUCCGCUCCGCCUUUGCUCCGCUCCUCGAUUUUGUCCACGAUGGCUUCCCCAUCCUCGCAGAGCUGCAGGACGUCGCUGAAGCCGAGGCCAGCGGCACGAGCUCCGACAAUGGCCCGCGCGCCUCGGUCGCCGAGCUCCGCACCGCCCUCGCCAACAUGGUCCGGGCCCACGACGUCGCCGCCGUCGCAGACACCUUUGCCGCCUCCUGGAAGGACGCCCUCGCCGCCACAACCGACCACAUCCUCACCACCUUUGACAACCUGCUCAACUCAGCAGAGGUCAUCAAGUACACCGUCGGCCAACUCCUCACCUACUACUCCAAGUUUGUCGGCAUCAUCGACGCGUCCAAGACCCGCAGGCCAAAGUCGCUCGUCGAUCUGCACAAGAUGCGCCACUUUUGCAAGGACUUUGUCGCCUCCAAGACUGACUUUGCCGCCCGGAGCUGAACCAAUGAACUCGUCUUUUGCUCCUG